AUGUUGAAAGCAGGCUUACUGCCAUCACCGGUAAUUAAUGCAUUAUCGUCGAAUUUAGGUUCAUCAAAAAAUAAAAUUGAUACACAAACUUUUGUCGAAGCAAAAUCAGAUACUCCGAGUGUAAGAAUUUACUUUACUGUCGAUGGUACGAAACCUAGUCCAUUUCAACCAUUCAAAACUGGUGUUGUUUCAACAUAUCUAUAUCGUGGAGCAUUUCGUCUUGGACCCGGACGACGUGUUGUCAAAGCAGUUGCUGUUACAACUGAUGGAUUACGUGAAAGUCAUGUAACAACAAAAUAUUUCGAUGUCAAUGAUAUGUAUUCGGAGAGUUAUGUAGAACAGCCAGAUGAAAAUAUUUAUGUUGAACACUCCUUUGUUGAAAUGGAUAGAAGUCCAGAACGAACUCCACCACCGAAAAAGCAGAAAAAACCACGUACACAUACUGUUCAUCAUCGAUCUAGUUCAGCUAGUCAACCAAAAAAUGAUUCUGGACGAACACCAUGGGAUGAUAGUGUUAAUGUUGAAGGUAGUAUUGAAGGUCCAAUUUCAGCUGUUAAUUAUGCUGGUACACAAAUCAAUAUUUGGGGUACGCCUGGAGGAAAUUUGACUGAAGGAUUAAUGAGUAUUGGUGAUCCGAAUAGAAAUCCGAAUUAUGGAUAUAUGACUGAACAAAUGCUUCAACGUUUACAACCAGCGAGAAAUCUACCGGUUGCUCCACCAGAACCACCUCGAAUUACUGAUGUUACUCACGAAGAAAAUUUCUGGGAUCGAAAAACAAAACCAUAUAGUCCAGCCAAUGGAGAUCUGGAGAAAACACUUGAACAUAUAAUUUUAAAUACUUAUAACUACCUUACAGAUGAUGAGGAAUUAGCGGGACUUUUUGCUUGGAAGAAAUUUGGACAAAUUGAAUCAGCUCGUCUUAUUGAAAACGCUGGUAAUUAUCAAAUAGUGACUACACUCAGAAAACAUCCUGACGAUCGAACAAUUCCUAAAGACCCUACACCUGUUCCUAAACCACCUAAACGUAUACGAACACCGCCUCCACGAGAACGUAUACCGAUUCCAACGCGAAAACCAGAAACACCGCCACCAUCACCACCACCACCAUCACCUACCCGUCCAGGCAUAUCAACCCAUGAAGACCAACAUGAGCCUCGCUUCUAUACAGAAGAAUCUGUGCAACAAGGAACACUUGUACCAUUCGCUGAAUUUAAUGUUGAACGAGAUUGUGAUAAUCUACAAAAAGCCAUGAAAGGUCUUGGAACAGAUGAAAACAUGCUCAUUCAUAUUCUUGGCAAUCGAAGUAAUGAUCAACGUUUGCAAAUCCGUGAUAAAUAUAAAACCAUGUUUGGUCAAGAUUUGAUUAAGGAUAUAAAAGGUGAUACAUCAGGAAAUUUUAAUAAAAUAUUAACAAAUCUCUUGUACUCACCGGUCGAAUAUGAUUGUCAUGAAUUACGACGAGCUGUUAAAGGAAUUGGUACCGAUGAAGAAGCAUUGAUUGAAAUUUUAGCAAGUCGUUCAAAUAAACGUUUAAAAGCCAUUAAUGAAAAUUAUCAAACACUAUUUAAUCGAGCGCUCGAAAAAGAUAUCGUCGGAGAUACAAGUGGAUAUUUGAAAAAAUUAUUAGUUGCAUUAUCGCAAGGCAAACGGCCAGAAUCGAAUGAUGUUAAUCAAGACGAAGCAGAAAAUGACGCUAAAACUUUAUUUGAAGCCGGCGAGAAAAAAUGGGGAACAGAUGAAUCGAAAUUUUUAGAAAUUCUUUGCAAUCGAAGUAAUGCACACCUCAAAGGAGUAUUUGAAGCUUAUCGUCAAUUCAGUAAAAAAGAUAUCGAAGAUGCUAUUAAAUCUGAAACAAGUGGAAACAUACGUAAAGGCUUAUUAGCCAUUGUUCGAGUUAUGCGUAAUCGACCAGGUUAUUUUGCUUACCAACUCAAGAAAGCAUUAAAGGGCAUAGGAACUGAUGAAGAUGAACUAAAUCGUGUCGUUAUAUCACGCUGUGAAGUUGACAUGGUUCAAAUAAAAGAAGAAUAUGAAACUUUAAUGAAACGUACAUUAGAAAAGCAUGUUGAAAGUGAUACAAGUGGUGAUUAUCGGAAAAUUCUUCUUGAACUAUUGAAAGAUCCAACUAAACGAACUGAAAAGGCUGGCAAUGAAAAAUAUGAAAACGUCGAAUUACCUGGAUAUAAACAACCGGAGAUUUACAAGGAAGAUAUUAUUCAACAAGGAACAAUGAAGGCAGCUCCAAAUUUUGAUGCCGGGCGAGAUGCAGAUGCUUUACGAAAAGCUAUGAAAGGUUUUGGUACGGACGAAAAAACUUUAAUUGCUAUAUUAGGCAAUCGAAAUACUGCACAACGAUUAGAAAUUAAAGCUACGUUUAAAAGUAAAUUGGGCCGGGAUCUGGUUAAUGAUCUUAAAUCUGAAACAUCUGGUAAUUUUUCAAAAUUACUCGAACAUCUAAUGAUGGAUCCUGUUGAACUUGAUUGCUUUGAAUUGAAACAAGCUGUAAAAGGUUUAGGUACAGACGAUGAAACAUUAAUUGAAAUCUUAGCAAGUCGUAGUAAUGAUCGACUAAAAGCAAUUGGUGAAACAUACGUAAAGAUGUAUUCAAAAGCAUUAGAAAAAGAUGUUAAAUCUGACACCAGUGGGGAGUUUCGUCAUUUACUUGUCUCACUAUUACAAGGACGACGACCAGAAACAGUCGAAGGUAAUGUUGCAGAAGCUCAACAAGAUGCACAAGCGUUUAUUGAUGCAGGAGAAGCAAAAUUCGGAACAGACGAAUCAAAAUUUAAUGUCCUGUUUUGUGCUCGUAGUGAUGCACAAAUGCGCGCAAUUUUUAAUGAAUAUGCUAAACUGACUGGCAAAUCUAUUGAGGAAACGGUGAAGAGUGAAACAAGUGGUGAUAUUCAAAAGGGUAUAUUAGCUAUUAUUCGAUGUGUACGAAGUCGUCCACAUUUUUUUGCUGAACAAAUGCGGAAAUCUAUGAAGGGACUCGGUACUAAAGAAUCAACAUUGAAUCGCAUAGUAAUAACACGAUCGGAAAUUGAUCUUGUUCAAAUAAAGGAAGCCUAUAAUCGUCUAUUCAAUCGUGAAUUGGAACGUGAUGUUAGUUCAGAAACAAGCGGCGAGUAUAAAGCCCUGCUUUUGGCAUUAUUGAAAGAUCCAUCUCUACGUAGUGGAUGA
This is a messenger RNA of Rotaria socialis, 3180 nucleotides long. The record is from the annotation of a GenBank genome assembly. Lineage: Eukaryota; Metazoa; Rotifera; Eurotatoria; Philodinida; Philodinidae.